Populus trichocarpa (black cottonwood) is the source of this 1803-nucleotide messenger RNA. Its product is annotated as zinc finger CCCH domain-containing protein 14. The transcript has 2 exons. Gene Ontology annotation, molecular function: mRNA binding; metal ion binding. Lineage: Eukaryota; Viridiplantae; Streptophyta; Magnoliopsida; Malpighiales; Salicaceae. The record is from RefSeq and is a predicted model, not a curated record. The coding region runs from base 368 to 1369 and encodes 333 amino acids.
CAUUGCCUAUCUCUCUCUCUCUCUCUCUCCACUUUUGUUUUUUAAUUUCUCUCUCUAAAACUGCUUUCUGUUUCUGUUACUGUUUCUCUAACGGUUUUUCACUUCCCCUGGCGGGAAACACACAUCUUCUUGAAAGAUUUUGCUGUCGUGUUACUGCACCGUUUUCUCUCGCUACUCCCAACCAAUAACUUGCACCCACGUGUUGAAAAACAGACAGAUGAGUUCACCAGGACGAACAAGAUUGGUUCUCACAAAUUACCCAUCAUGAUUUGGGUUUAUAUAUAUAUAUAUAUAUAUAUAUAUAUAUAUAUAUAUGCUGUAAAGAAGCUUCAUUUCUCUCUCUCUCUCUCUCUCUCUCUAUCAAGAAAUGGAGAAAACAGAAUCACCACCGUCUGAUUCAAAAACAGCUGCACAAUCACCACCGUUUGAUUGCCAUCAAGCAAACGAUCACGAUCAAUUCGCUUCCAAUUUCACCUCUCUCUACCACUCGAUUUUCCCGCCAAAACCUUCACAGCUCCCGAACUCGCUCUCUUUCACCCCCUCCACCACCGCCUCGCCUUCCUCCUCCUCCGCUGCAGAUGAAAUCUCCACGGAGAACCGCCUCCGCCAAGCUCGACUGAUUCUCGAGUACCAGGACCUCUGUGAUCACUACAAUCUGUCUCUCGCGCGCCUCCAAACCCUAACUAAUGAACUCGAGUUGAUUCGUCGAGAAAAUGCAGAUCUCAGAGUCACAAAUAGUGAGCUUGUCAAGCUUAUCAGUCUCUCUUCUGAAGCAGCCGUGAUGCAGCAUCAGAACCGUACUUUUGGAAACAAUCGUGAUGUUGCAUUUGAGAGAAGGAAUAAUGCUAAUAACGUGGAGAGAGAAAGAGUGACGUUGCCGAAGAGUAUUUCCGUCAGAUCUAGUGGUUUUGUGAAGGUGAAUCAAGCGGUUUCUGGUAAUGUGAGUAACAAUGGAGGCGGUCGCGGUAGUGCUAGCAGUAACUCAACUUGGUCUCGUGUGGCGAGUCAACACGAUCAACUCGUUUCUGGAUCGAUUGUGCAGAUGCAGCAGAGGGUGUACGUGCCAGGAGGAGGGAAAAAGAGAUCGGAGGAGGAAAUAGCCGCUGGAAUGGAGUUGGAGGUGUUUAAUCAAGGGAUGUGGAAGACAGAGCUAUGCAACAAGUGGCAAGAGACAGGCACCUGUCCUUAUGGUAACCAUUGUCAGUUUGCUCAUGGCAUUGGCGAGCUACGUCCAGUUAUCAGGCACCCAAGGUACAAGACUCAAGCUUGCCGCAUGGUUCUUGCUGGCGGGGUUUGCCCUUAUGGCCACAGAUGCCACUUUCGCCACUCCCUCACUGACCAAGAGAGGUUACUGCUGGGUCCUCGUUGAUCAUCUAAAAAUAAAUGCAUGGAUUAGUUUGGGCUUUUGAAUAUUUGAUUGGUUGAAAAAUUAAGAGGGAGGUGGUGUAAAGAUUAAGCAAAUGGGGUUAUGUAUAUAAACCUAAUCAUCAGUACUGAUCAUAUUCAUGCAUCAUAUAAUAGCAGUAAUAAUAAGAAGUAAAACAAUAUAUGAUAAUAAAAUGUUGGAAAACAUAGGUAUAUAAAUAUUGUAUCUGAUAGAGAUUGAGAGCGAUGAGAAAACUGGGUAUCUUUUUUGUUGUAGGAAAUAUUUCAAGUGGGGCUUGGAGGUAUUGUUUAUGAACAACCAGCCACCAACCUAAACUAGACCAAACUCCGAAGCUCGAUCUGUAAUGAUGAUGAUUCUUUCGAUAUUCUUUCGCUACGCAACUUUCAUAAUUUCAAGUUGGUUGUAAGGUUUUCUUU